AAUAUUUUAUGUAACUUCUACAACAUAAACUUUGCUAGUCUUUUUGUGAUUUAUUAUAAACUGUUUAGUUUGGAUUUUUUACAUGAAUGAAAUAAAAAAUGGAUAAAAAUUAUAUCGUUGUCUUGAUUGUUUUCGUCAUAACUUGUGAACAACAGAUGGCACUUGAAACAUGCAAUGAGAUUACGCCGGACAAUACCGGGCCUAAAACCUGUACUAACUAUGAUAACUGCUAUUCUUUGGGUGGCAUAUAUUGGUACACAGCAACAUUUUGGGGAGGGUACAUGGAACUGGCGUGGAAAGAAAGCACGAUAUCACUUUGUUCAAAAUAUUACACAGACCGGGACUUUCUGUUUCUGACGCACAAGCCGCCUGUCGUUGAAGACUUAAAUGAAACAGUGUUGUCUGUAGAAGCAUGCAUCAGGAACCAGAAUGAUCUGUGUAAAGAAAAGGUUGACGUUUAUAUGAGGAAUUGCGGGGGUGAUAUUCUUGUCAGAUUUCCAUGGGUAGACGCCAUAAGAAGUAUAGUCUACAUUUGUAACGAGUAUGUCUUCACGGGAGCUUGUAAUGACCCCACCAUGGAAUUUACUGCAAAAACGGUUAGUGAAACUGUAACAGAAAUCUCACUGAGUGGAACAGGGUGGUUCAAUACUUUCAAAGCCGGAAGUCAGUACACGUAUAUGUUUCCUUCCACCGAAGACACAGAAACGAUUUUUGAUGCCUGUCCAGAUUUUGCCGUUCAUUUUGUUCUUCGAGACCGAGUACCCGAAUCCAUUGGAGAAAUGCCUGUAAAACUGACACUGUGCCAAGUUACCCGUGUACUCCAAGAAACCGGUUGGCAUUACAUUAGCCAGUGUAACUAUUUUAUUCAUAUGCGGAGGUGCAAUGGAAAGCUUCAGUUUGAAACGACGUGGACAAAUGUCAUGAAACUGUGUCUAAUGUUGUUGAACAAUGUCAAGGUGAUACCAGAAAUAAAGCAUACCACGCAAUACGUUGAUUCAGGCGGUAAUACAACAACGGUGUACAGCCCGUCCUUGCAGUUCAGAUGUUCUUUUGAAAUGAAUGAUGAUGCUUUAUAUAAAAUAAAGUGGUAUAUCAAUGACACCAUGUACGUCGAGACAGAACCUUCAAAUUUAUCUGAAGAUCUUGUUUUAAAAAGUGGCGAUAUAAACAAUAUGGAGCUUGGCUACAAGAUAAAAUGUGGGGUCAUAAAAAUGACAAUGGAAGAUUCUUCCGAAUUAUCAAGCUUCAACUUCUUUGCUGGAUGGAAGAUUUCAGAUAUGGGUGUAAAAGUCACAAAGGGUGGUUCCGUCACUGUUACUGUAGAACAGACAGUCCCAAUCGGUUGUGCUUAUACCGCCGGUGAACAAACACAUUGCGCUGAAGAAUUAUCAAUAGUAGACCCAUCCUUUAUGCCGGAUAUAUGCAAGGGGAGCAUUCUGGCAGUAAAUGCAGACAACACAAGUAAAAGUAACCACCAAGUUCAGACCAUAAAGCAAGAUACAGAGUGGAACAGAAGCGAAAGGUAUCGUUUCAAACUUUCAACAUCGGAUGUUAAUUACGAUGAUGCCACAGGAUAUGAUUUACAAGUUCGUCUUACAGACGGGGCAGAUUAUCGCUCUCGGCGGGAUUUGAAGUCUAAAACAAAGGUGAUAGACACAUUGCACGUGGACGUUACAGACGCAUGGCGACAUUUGAACAAGCUAUGUUAUUCCCAUGUAGACCCCCAUAUGCGAACAGCUGAUGGAAGAAACUAUGAACAACAGCGAGAAGGUGAUUAUAUGCUUUUCCGAAACACCGUUCAGCAGAUGGAGAUUCAAGAAUCAGCAAGGUACUGCUUUCCUCCUCGGCGCUCAAAACCUGCACCGCCAGUAUGUGCGUGUGGCAUAGCUAUACGCUUUGGGGCAGAUGUAUUUAUGAUCAACAGAUGUGGCAGGUUAAACCUUCUUGAUUUUGUUCAAUGUGGAGAUGGAGGAAUACUUGAGGUCGAUCGUGUUCAUGACUUUCGCUACAGGGUGAGGGCACCGACAGGAACAGUAAUAGAUAUUACACUUGAAAGAUCGAAAUUCAUGAACAUAGAUGUGUAUAUGUCUCCAAGAGAUUUUGGUAAUGUAGAGGGACUAUGUGGAUACUUUGACGGCAAUGUUGCAAAUGAUUUUGUGCACAGAGAUGGAAGCCGAUCAAAUGGAAAUAACGAUUACAAGUUUUCGGAGAGCUGGAGGUUGUCAGAAGAAGAGAAUCUGUUCAAAAGUUUGAAUCGCGUACUGGAACCAUGGAAUCACAAAAAUGAUGGCCGAACUUGCAGCAGGACCAAUUCCAUAACAAAGAUGAAGUGUAAAGUUAGAAGAAGAUUCAAACGCCAGGACGACGUAAGACGAGAUUUCGAAAGACUCUUUCCUCUUAUGUCAACCCAAGAAUCGACAAGAUCAAAGGUAUGGCAGUUAUGUCCUAUUACAAUACACGUUUCCUGAUCAAAAUAAAUGGAAAAUGUAUAUGUGUUUCCAUGAAAAUUGUAUUUGCGUCUAAUUGCUUGGGUUUAAUUUGCUGCUCCUUGGUUAUAAAUAUUAGCAAACAUUUGGAAAAAGACUGUAUGCUACAGCUGUCGCAAAGAUAAUCGUAUUAAUUCUACAUUAAAUGAGAGGAUUGACUUUUGAUAUUUACUUGAAUAUGUAUAUCAGUCUCUUACUUUGUUUGAUAAAUUACAUGCUUAUUUUAAGUAAUAGUCACCCCGUUCUGUCAACAGUAACAGAUGAAAACUCUCUUUACUAUCACCGUUAAGUAAGAGGUUAAUGUACGAAUCAGUUGUGCCUUCUUGUCACCAUGACAAACUUUAUGAGAUAAUUGCCCGCAGGACAUCAUAAAGCUAUGUGUACUGCACACAUCAGCCGUUUACUGACCCUUUUUUCGUUUUCUUUAUUUUUGUUUUGAUUUUCAUAUACUGUGAAUGAGCGGAUUAUAUUUUGAAAAUUGUUUAAUUUCCAGAUAUACACAAGCUCUGUGUUAGCACUGUGUCAUGGUUUAUUGGUCCAUGUUUUGUGAGAAAAUUAUGAAAUUUAAAAUAAUUAAAUUGCAAUAACUCUGCAGUAACUGAAGGCAUCCUAAUGACAGAUGUGCAUGCACCAUCGUCCUAAAUUGAUAUAUAUUUGUGUAAAAUUUCGUGAGGGUCCAUCAGUAUAUUACCUUGUUAUGUGGGAGUUUACAAUUUGUCAAACAAUUAAAGGGCAAUGAUACUGGUUGCUGAAGAGAUGCGUGUGCACCACUGCCCUAUAAUGAUCUACAUUUGUGUACAGUUUCAUAAAGAUCCAUCAAGAGGUUAUUAAGAUAAGUCUAAACUCCCUAUUUUUACCGGAUCCAGGGAAAAAAUUCCCUUUUUUACUGGAUCAAGGGGGACAAUACUAAACUUGAGCAAAUGGUCAUAUGCUAAUUAAUAAUAAAGUUAGGUUUUUUUUAUUCUAGCUUAAAACCCUUUUGAAUUAAAAUCAUUUUCAUUUUUUACUAAAUCAAGAUCAAAAACUCUGCUUUUACUAGGGCAUUGGAGAUAAUGGCUCAUGUGAAAAAGUGUCUUGUUCUAAUAAAAGAAUAUGCGAGAUUUUGUGAUUCUAGCUAAAAUACUUAUUGAAUUACUUGUAUAAUCACUUUAAAUGUUAUUUUUCCAAAGCAACCUUUUAUUAUCCGUGAAAUUUGGCUAUCUUACAUGUUACGUA
Messenger RNA from Mercenaria mercenaria, 3701 nucleotides. RefSeq lists its product as uncharacterized. The transcript has 17 exons. The record is from RefSeq and is a predicted model, not a curated record. The coding region runs from base 99 to 2468 and encodes 789 amino acids. NCBI's taxonomy places the organism in Eukaryota, Metazoa, Mollusca, Bivalvia, Venerida, Veneridae.